Molecule: messenger RNA, 669 nt
Organism: Orcinus orca (killer whale)
Lineage: Eukaryota; Metazoa; Chordata; Mammalia; Artiodactyla; Delphinidae
Gene: MRPL41
Product: mitochondrial ribosomal protein L41
Exons: 1
Coding region: 128-535 (135 amino acids)
Biological process (GO): translation
Cellular component (GO): mitochondrial large ribosomal subunit
Molecular function (GO): structural constituent of ribosome
Source: RefSeq, a predicted model, not a curated record
GCUCUGGCGCGGGGGGCCAGGGGGUGUCGGAAGCUGCAGUGGUCGCCGGAAGCAGAGCGCUGGGUUGCCGGGGUUCUCGUGGCUGUGCGCGGGAGUCGGAGGGCGUUCGCGUCGUUCAGGCCCCGGCAUGGGCCUCCUGAGCGGGGCGGCUCGCGCCCUGGUGCGGGGCGCCGACCGAAUGAGCAAGUGGACCAGCAAGCGGGGCCCGCGCACCUUCUACAAGAGCCGCGGCGCCAAGGGCAUCGGCUUCCGGGGCCGCGACGGCAAGUUCGUGCAGGUCAAGGAAAUGGUCCCGGAGCUGGUGGUCCCCGAUCUGGCCGGCUUCAAGCUCAAGCCGUACGUGAACUACCGCGCCCCGGAGGGCACAGACGUUCCCCUGACGGCCAAGCAGCUCUUUCUGGAGACAGCGGCACCUGCUAUCGAGAAGGACUUCAAGGCCGGGACUUUCGACCCUGAGCGCCUGGACAAGUACGGCUUUGAGCCCACGCAGGAAGGCAAGCUCUUCCAGCUGUACCCCAAGAACUUCCCGCGCUAGGAGCAGUCGGCGGCGGUCGGGUGUGCCUGCGACUGAGGACUUCGACCUAUCCUCCUCGCUGAGCCUAGCUCCCGGGUGGCGGGUGGGGAGGCGUUGCCCUCGUUUAGCUUCUAUUAAAGACCUUGGCUACCCUA